Molecule: messenger RNA, 2246 nt
Organism: Helicoverpa armigera (cotton bollworm)
Lineage: Eukaryota; Metazoa; Arthropoda; Insecta; Lepidoptera; Noctuidae
Product: tether containing UBX domain for GLUT4
Exons: 8
Coding region: 110-1612 (500 amino acids)
Biological process (GO): glucose homeostasis; intracellular protein transport
Cellular component (GO): vesicle membrane; cytoplasm; nucleus
Source: RefSeq, a predicted model, not a curated record
UGUCAUUGUCACUGACACGAUGACUUGAAAAUUGCAUUCAUUGCAUUGCAAAUAAAUUUAACUUUCGAGUUCAAUUCGUGAAUUGUAGUGAUAAUAUUUUAUCCCAACCAUGUCCAAAGAUAUCAUUGUUCUGGCGCCAAAUGGGAGGAGGCAAAAAGUACACUGUACGCCUGACACUAGUAUUUUACAGGUGUUGGAAGAUGUAUGCCAUAAACAAGGUUUACAACCUUCGGACUAUGAUUUGAAGCAUCAUAACCAUAUUUUAGAUCUAACAACCACUGUAAGAUUUUCUAAUCUUCCCAACAAAGCAAUGCUUGAAAUGGUAGAAGCUGAUAAAAAAAGACAAGAAUCAAAUGUCACCAUUGGAUUGCAAUUGGAAGAUGGUGAGAGAAGAACAGCUGACUUUGCUCCCAACACAGCAUUAUAUGACUUGAUUAUAUCACUGGCCCCGGGAGAAUUGAACUCUUUAGACCAACCAACUAUCUUGUACAUGAGACAGGAGGUUGUGGGAGAACCAGCUCUGAAGGAAAAGACUUUGAGGCAGUUAGGAUUAAUAAAAGGCAGAGCAAUACUCAGGUUGCUAAACAAACAAGCAGAGGCAAGACAAGCAAAUGUUUCUGCUUUUUAUCGAUGUCCAGUCCCUGACUCAAAGGUUUCAGAUGGGAGAAUCGAAAACAUAGAAGACAACCCUGUGUCAGGACCUUCAAAUAUAAAUAAACAAGAUCCACAUCCAGCCAGGCAGCCAGAUAUUUUAGCUAAAUAUAAGGAAAGCACUAUUCAACAGAAAAAAAAUGCUGAAAGUAAAGCGAUUGAACAUGUUGAAAGUCCACCACCAGAACAAAAAACACCGGCUAAAGAAGAAUUAAUGGAAGUUGAUAAUCAGCAGAGUAAUACUUCAAUCAAUUCUCAAACAAGAGAGCAUUUUGAAAGAAGACUAAAAAUUGAGGAAGAAGUAACAUUUUUAGGAGCUCAGAAAGCUAUAGCUUUUACGCAGCCUGACUUCAUGGAAGAAGAAAUUGAUGAUUUACCAGAUGACUUUUAUGAAUUAAGUAUAGAAGAAGUGCGUAAGUUAUACCAUGACUUACAACAAAAUCGGAUUACCUUAGAAAACACACCACUAUUAACUUCUUCAAAGCAAAAGGAAUUUGAGGAACAGGCAUCCAUACAAAAGCUAAACUUAUACAAGAAUGUUGUGGUCCGUGUGCAAUUUCCUGAUCAUAUAAUUCUACAAGGAAUAUUUACACCAACAAACACAAUAGAAGAUGUUACAAAUUUCAUAAAAGAGCAUUUACGGAAUCCAAACAAGCAAUUCCAUAUAUUUGUAACUCCCCUGAAAGAAACUCUUCAGCCUAAAAUGACUUUGCUGGAUGCAAAAUUUGUACCCUGUGUUCACAUGCACUUUAAAUGGAUAGAAGAGGACAAGAUGAAGCAACCAUAUCUAAAAGAUGAGAUAUAUCAAAAGAAAACUGCUUCAGAUGCUGCUAGUAUCCUCGCGUCUAAAUACAGGGCACCUUCCAGAAGAAAAGCAGAAGAAACUCAUCAAAAUUCGCAUAAAACCCCAGCAGCUUCUACAUCAAAGAGCAGCAGAUUACCGAAAUGGUUCAAGAAUUAAAACUUGUACAAUUUUAUUAUGAACCAUGUUUACUGUUUGACUUCUGCCAAAGCAGCAUAAUGAAACGGUAUUAGAUUUUAAUAUUUAACUCUUAUCUAUACUCACUACAUCAAGAUACAUGUACCGGUUUAUACAGCUUGACAGUAGUUUAUAUUUACCUAUUUAUUUUCUAAAAUAAGCUCUUUUCGUACUAAUAGGCACGUAGUUACACCUACGAAGAUGUUUCGAUCAAAGUUCUUACAGAAUAACUGUCUACUAAGACAGAUCUAAACUGAAAUUCUUACUGUUCUGGUUUUUGUUGUUAUGUGUAACUCAAAGGUUUAUCCAGUUAGACUGGAAAAACACAAUUUAUGCAUUUUAAAAAAUCUGUAAAAUAAAUUCACAUUCUUAACCCGUUGUAUGUCGGAGCGCAGAUAUACGCGUGAGAGAGAAUUUUCUAUUGUUUUUAUAAUUAACGACAAGCAGUUAAUGAAUAGAAUUUGUCGUUUGUGGCAGCCCUAGUGUGGUAACAGUAAAAAAACUGAUCAGUCCAGUUGAUAGACAAGACAUUUUCGAAAAGCAAACCAAAUAACUGGGUUAUUUAAAGACGUCAGCGUUACUACAAAAUAUAACGGAAUAUACUACUGAGUAAAUA